AUAAACUCAACACAAAGCUAGAAGUCUUUAUCUAUCUCUCGCAGAGCGAUUAAGAGCUCAAAAUUUGGUCUAUAUUUUUAGUUGACGGAACCUGAUAAGGAAGCCACCCCAGAAGUUUACGAUUAACUUUUGGUUUAGUUCACUGUCAAGGUUCAACGGAGAAAGAGUUGCUUGAACUUUGCUCUCACAGUUUCCAGGAUGGCAAUCUGGCUGUUGUCGAUUUUGGCCAUUGCGUUUGCCGUUGGGGUACAUUUGUACCAAAAGUUUGCCAAUUUGGUUCAUUAUGGGUCCAAAAUUACCGGUCCAAAGGCAUACCCGGUCGUGGGCAAUGCAGCUAGAUUUUUCAGCAUGACGCCAGCUGAAUUUCUGCAGGAAGUUGAUCGGUUGAGUAAGGAAUGGGGAAAGUGCUUCCGAAUUUGGCUGGGUCCCGAUUUGCUGAUUGUGGUGACGGAUGCGAAGAAGGUUGAGGUAAAUUAAGUGUUUGAUAGUUUGGUGUUAGAAAAUGUGUGACAGAAUAAUCU
This is a messenger RNA of Culex pipiens pallens (northern house mosquito), 521 nucleotides long. Its product is annotated as cytochrome P450 4C1-like. Gene Ontology annotation, molecular function: heme binding; iron ion binding; monooxygenase activity. Lineage: Eukaryota; Metazoa; Arthropoda; Insecta; Diptera; Culicidae. The record is from RefSeq and is a predicted model, not a curated record. The transcript has 2 exons. The coding region runs from base 199 to 477 and encodes 92 amino acids.